UUAUGACUAGCACUCCUUUUCCUAAGUUUAAAUUGGCUGAGGAUUCUAAUGCUUCUGAACUUGAAGUCAUAGCUUCUAGUGGAAAAGGAUUAGUUAAUAAUGAGCAGAUUUCUGGAAUAAUACAAGUUUCGGGUGAAAAAAGGCAAAAACAUCUGACUCGGUCAUCUGACUCGCUUUCAAUGUUACGAGUUGACCUCUUUCAAAAAAGUUGUUUAAAUUUGAAGGCUAUUGUCAAUGGCAGUAACUAUACACUUUCACAAUAUAACAUUUCCAAUCUUUUUCCGAGCAGCAAAAGCUCUCAUUCCUUAUGCAAUGAUCAUGUGAUUGAUUCAUCAGCUGCAAAUGUGAGUCGACACAGUACCUCCAAAAUGGCUAUUCAGAAUGUAUCUGUAACUACCCAGACAAAGCAUGAAAUUGCAGAAGCAAAGGCUAAAUUAUUGAAGUUGUGCAAGCAAGAUUCAGUUGUACAAUUUUCAGAAGUAUUUAAGUGGAGCUCAUUGAAUGUUAAGAAAAUUGGAGAAGGAACAUAUGGAGAAGUUUUUAUUAUUACUAAAGGGAAAACAUCAACGGUCGUGAAAAUAAUUCCUGUUUCUGAAGAAAUUGGAGAUGACAGUUUUCAGGGACUGCAAAAUGUUUUGUCUGAAGUUAAAAUUGCACAAAGUUUGAGUGGUCUACGAAACAAGAAGAUUAACCAAACUAAAAAUUUCAAUAAACUCAAAAGUGCUCACCUUGUUAUGGGGCAGUAUCCUGAUGUACUAAUUAAUGCUUGGGAUUCUUUCAGCGAAGCUAAGUCCACUUACAAUGAUAGACCAGAUUUCUUCUCUGAGGCUCAGCUGUUUGUUAUUCUUGAACAAGAAUACGGAGGAAAAGACAUGUCAAAUUUUGUGCUCAGACAUGCUGUUGAAGCAGAAAGUGUCUUCAAACAAAUCGCUAUAUCUUUAGCAAUUGCUGAAGAAGAAUUUUUAUUUGAGCACAGGGACUUGCAUUUGGGAAACAUUCUAAUUCAAAGAAAUCGCAGUAAAAAAAUAUCUUAUGUACUGAGAGGAAAACCUUUUUCAAUCGAAAGUCAUGGAUUGUUAGUUACAAUUAUCGAUUUCACACUCUCAAGAUUAUGCGAGACCGAGUAUGUUUAUUAUAAUAACCUUGCUGAUGAUGAAUCUUUAUUUAACCAAAGUGGUGAUUAUCAGUUUGAAAUAUAUAAAGCUAUGAAAGAGCAUUUGGGGAAUAAAUGGCAUGAAUGUGGAUUAUAUUCUAAUGUGUUAUGGUUAAAUUUUUUGUGCGUCAAGCUCAAAAGCUUUCCGUACAGUCGUCCAUCUUCCGCAAAGCACACCAAAGCCUUGAAGCAGUUGGAAUCAAUGGAAAAGCAAUUAAGUUAUUGUAACUCUGCCACAGAUUGCUUAUCACAGUGUAAAAUUGUAACUCUUCCCGAUACAAAUGGCAAUAGAGACACUAGAUUAUCUAGUAAUUCAAUAUUGGUGUCAAGGAACUCAUUUCAGAAAUCUAAAGCCAGUAUAAUUGCUUGAUCAUGAAUAAUUUUAAUGACUAUGAAUUUUGUUUUUGUACUUAUGCAUUUAUUUAUUCUUAAAAAUUUA
Uloborus diversus is the source of this 1592-nucleotide messenger RNA. RefSeq names its product serine/threonine-protein kinase haspin-like. Lineage: Eukaryota; Metazoa; Arthropoda; Arachnida; Araneae; Uloboridae. Gene Ontology annotation, biological process: protein phosphorylation; intracellular signal transduction; mitotic cell cycle. Gene Ontology annotation, cellular component: cytoplasm; nucleus. The transcript has 9 exons. The record is from RefSeq and is a predicted model, not a curated record. The coding region runs from base 3 to 1523 and encodes 506 amino acids. Gene Ontology annotation, molecular function: ATP binding; histone H3T3 kinase activity.